Schistocerca piceifrons (Central American locust) is the source of this 2860-nucleotide messenger RNA. Its product is annotated as serine/threonine-protein phosphatase 6 regulatory ankyrin repeat subunit C-like. The transcript has 17 exons. Gene Ontology annotation, molecular function: protein binding. The record is from RefSeq and is a predicted model, not a curated record. NCBI's taxonomy places the organism in Eukaryota, Metazoa, Arthropoda, Insecta, Orthoptera, Acrididae. The coding region runs from base 155 to 2860 and encodes 901 amino acids.
AACACGUGAAGUAACGGAAUAACUCCUACAUAAAAACGAUUCUCACGUUGUGAAGGUCUGUUUACUAUUUCCCUCGCACACCGCUGGCGCUACAGGACAGACAACGACAUCUGGUUUUACAGUACCUGGAGCUGAUCUCCAGGCUAGAAAUUUAAUGGGUGAGGCGGCACUGCACAUUGAUUCUCGCUCUCAUUCCCUGGAAACUUUUAAGUUUCUGCAGCAGUCAAGUAUUCCAACUGACUCUCAGGACCUCCAAGGAAAAACUGUUCUUCAUCAUGCUGCUGAACGUGGGGAUGCUGAAAUGGUGAAAUAUCUACUAGAUCAGAAAUGUCUCCCUGUUGACUGCAGAGACAAGUAUGGUCAAACUCCAUUAAUGUUAACAGCAGAAUUUCCAAGAAGUGAGCAAGAUCCUGUGAAACAUUGGGAAUGGAUUGACCAUACAGAUUAUGUCAGUAAGGCUCUCAAGCUUAUUGUAGGUGCUGGGGCAGACCCUACAGCAAAAGAUGUUGUUGGUAGAACAGCACUCCACAGAGCGCUUGGAUGUAAGCAGAAUUUCCAGUACCUUCAGAAAAUACAUCCCAAUUUCAAGGAUGGUCUUGAUAAAAAGGGGCAACCAGCCAUAAUGAGAGCCAUUUCUGCAUUUCAACACCACUAUGAUAUGCCCCAGGUGAUAAAACUUAUAGUGCAGGGAGGUGCAGAUGUCAAUUUACGUGACCGAGAUGGAAAGACAGCUUUGUGCCUGGCAAUAGAGAAAGGUGCUUUCUGGGCAUUGAAGGAACUAAUAGAGGGUGGAGUCACUUUAUCAUCUUGCACAAAGGAUGAGCUUACAGAUAUUCUCCACAUGGCUGUGUGGUACCAUCAAGAUGAGUUAGUCACAAGAUUGAUUGCUGCUGGAGCAGAUGUCAAUAGCAAAGAAAGAGGGGAAGCUGAGAAGUCAACAUUACAAGGGCACACAGCUCGAUGUUUGGAAAGCAGUGUAUUGUCAUAUAGAGGAGAAGGUUGGAUUGAUACAGAAUUUUCUGGCAAUUCCCCACUGUUCAAAUCUCUUGAGUCAGAGAAGAUUGUCACUCAUUUGAUUGCUGCUGGUGCAGAUGUGAAUUUCAAGGAUGACAACAGCUGUACACCACUGCUUGCAGCUAUUCAUAAGGAGCAUUUGAAGUCACUGGACCUUUUGCUGAAGGCUGGUGCUGAUCGAAAUUCAGUGGAUAACUGUGGUGUGACAGCUCUCCACUUGGCCGCCAGCUGUCGAAAGGUACCACCUCAAGUCAUAGCAUUUGCUAAAGAACAGAUUGAACAAGGUAUGAGACUAGACAUUAUGGAUCAUCAGGGCAGGACACCUCUUCAUUAUGCUGCACUGACUGGAAAUCACGGAGUUAUGAAACUCCUCAUCAGUUUGGGAGCCAAUGUAAAUGCUGUAGAUGUCUCUGGUAAGACUCCCAUUGCCAUGCCAGCCAUACAUUCACUUAAGGUGAAACAGUUACUGAUUAAUGCUGGAGCUGACUUAACAGUAAGAGAUAAACAUGGCAAGACAGCCUUACAUACAUCAUUUGAGAUUGAUAAUAUUGAAAUCACUAAGUUUCUCAUGAAGAAGCAUAAACAAGAGAUUGGUUGUGAUAAUAAUGGUAAUAAUAUCCUGCAUUGUGCAGUCAGAGCUCGAAGAGAUGCACUUGACAAAGUGAAGUAUAUAUUGAAUAAAAAACUUACUACAAUUGAAGAAAAGAAUGAAAACGGAGAGACAGCUCUUAUGUGUGCUGUACAGUUGCCUCCAUUUCACACAGAAAAACAGACUCUUGUUCAAAUACUAUUGGCAUCAGGUGCUAGCCCCAAUGCUAAAGACUCGCAAGGGAAGACUCCUCUCCAUAUUGCAGCUGCAGAGGGAGAUGCAAAGACAGUGGAUGCUCUGAUUGCUGCUGGAGCAGAUGUAACAGAGAGGGAUUUAAAUGGUCAGAUGCCUCUGCACUGGGCAGCUCAGUCCCACCGUGCUGAGGCCGUGAAAUUACUGCUGAAUGAGAGCAAUGAGCAACAUGAAAUGGGGAUCAAUCAACAGGACAAUGGUGGGCAGACCCCAUUGAUGCUUGCUGUCAAAGAAAAACAGUCUGUAAAGUUAUUGCUAAAAGAAGGUGCCAAUGUUAAUAUGCAGGAUCAUGCUGGAAGUACAGCGCUCCAAGCAGCAAUUGAGUGCAAAAAUUUUGAUGCAAUGAAGCUACUGCUGGUUGCAGGAGCAGAUUUCUUACCCGCUCAGAGGGAGUAUCAUGUUAGAGCAAUCCAUUUGGCUGUUGCAGCAGGGGAUACUAAGAUACUGGAGCACCUGAUUUCAAUGGGAAUGGACCUUUUAGACUGCUGGUGGGACCCUGAACACAAGACAACUCUGCUACAUGUUGCAGCUGAAACCAGUGUGGAAAUGUUGAAGCAGCAAGAUCCUGUGAGACAUGGGGAAUGGAUUGACCAUACAGAUUAUGUCAAUAAGAUAAAGUCAGAGAAAACAUCGCCCAGGCAGCUGCGACACUUAGAUUAUAUCAGCCAGUUCACGACCAGCAUUGUGUAUGUGGAAGGGAAGCUAAAUGUUCCAGCUGAUGCGCUUUCUCGCAUAGAAGUGUCCACAGUAGCAGAUGACAUCGCACAGGUGGAAGCAGUGACAAAUGCCAUUGAUUACGACGCCCUCGCGCAUGCACAACAAUGUGAUUGUGAGUUGCGUGAUGUAUUGCAACAAGAGAUAGGAUUGAAGCUACAGCUCGUGACAUUUCCUGAAGCAAGCAUUGAGUUGUACUGUGACGUAGCAAGAGGAAAGAUACGUCCAUUUGUGCCAGAGCAAUUCAGAACACAGGCAGUUGCAUCAAUGCACAAUCUGUCACACCCAUGA